UAGAGCAGCGUAUCAUCUGCAUAACGACGAUACGCGGCAAAAACACAAAGUCUCACCAAGUGUUUUUARUCUGAUUUCAGGUGAAAAAUUCUUGACACACUACAAGUAACUAAUUGGURAGAUAUAGGAACUUAUUCUGGUYCUGCUCUGCAUCCCCWGAACCAAACAGCAUUCAGCUUCUAUGCACCGUAAAUCUGCAACAAACRUACAGAAAACUGCAAAACAGCUGAAACACUGAGUUCCUUUGAAUCUGGACUAAAAACCCAGCAGUUUAAAGUCCCAAUAAAUGAAMCCAACAUUUUGAUGACUUUUGGYUAAAAGUAAUGCUUCAGUUGUUGAUGACUUUAUAUUGUUGUGUAUUUAUGAUGUAAAUACGUUUUAACCACCUUGUUGCUACACACACGAUCUUGAUUGAUUUAAGCCAAUUAUCUUGGCUUAAAUCAAGAUAAUUGGCUCUGGUACUCAUCUGGUACUUUUUCGAUGGAAAAAGUACCAGAUCCAGUGACAGAUUAUUGAAAAAAAUGUUAAAAGUUAAUCACAUAUGGCAGCAGAACCAGCACUUAAUUACUUAAUUAUAAUUAAUAACUGAACACAAGCUCCUAAAUCUUGAUGAAAACGUACUCGUUAGUUUUGUCUUAUUUCAAGUGAUCUAGAAAGUUGACUGAAGUACUUGGUAACUUAGUAAGUAUUUUUUCUUGCCUUGUUACUUGUUAUAAUCUGAGCCACUGUGUAGAUAUUAAAUAGGAGGGGCCCRAAGGUGAAACCUUGUGGUACACCGGAUGUAAUCCAUCCCUCUUCUUCAGUGUUUCUAWACCUUCACCUCUGCAUACGACGCAGGAUGGAUCUGGACUUCCAGACUCUCCUGACCAGAUAUUUGCUAAAUUCUUGGUGAAAAAUAAUAAAAACGUCCAAAAAAAAUCCACAUUUCAUCCACGGUUCCACGUCACGACAGAGAAACUUUCUGAAAUCGGGCCUCAGAGCCCGCCGGUCAAAUUUGAAUUCUUCAUACCGCAAAGCUUAAGACACAACAGAAAAACACAGCGAGGCUAAACAGAGCGACGGCGAGAAGAGAGGAUGGGGGAGGGCGGAAGAAACAGAGAGAGAAAGGAAGAGAGACGCUUUUAGAGCUUCAGGUCUAAAAGUGGAGGACUGAGAGACGCCGCAGAGGAAGGAGCUUAAAAGAAAAAGGAACAAAAUAACUUGAAUAAAAGGGAAACUGCUGCUGCUUUGCUGAUGAUCACAGCUUCUUGUUGUAAAAAGACAAAACAAUCAAGUGUGGGAGACGGUUUGAAUCAAGAUGAUGAAGCUGCUGUUUCAGCUCUGCUUCCUGGCUCUAGCAACUUCUGCUGUUUCAGAAAAACUACCUACGACGAUACGUCCUGCACCUCCAGUUCCAGAAACUUCGAAUCCCUCACAACUAAAUGGCACGAAAACGACCGUGAAUGUAAAUAAAAAUGCCACAGAUCAUUUUARUGCUUCGACACCUAAGAUGGACAUUAACAGAACCACGGAGGAGACGAAGAACACAUCGACGCCAACUCCAUCACCCACAACGCGUCAGAGCCCAACCUCACCUUCAGUAACCACGCAGGAAGAACAAGCCAGCGAAGGGUCAACCUCUGCAGCGACUACGGCGUCCGCAGCAGUGGCGGCAGGCGGUUCAUCUUGGGCUUACAUCCUGCUGGUGUUGAUCAUCAUCGUGAUCAUCGCUCUGAGUGUCAUCCUCUACAUGCUCCGCAGGGCGUCCAGGACGUACUCGUUUGACCUCCAGCGCCCUCCGGCCUCCAGCAGUGCUUACGAACCAACUGGCACCUUCGGUCAGGUCUACCUGGACGACCUCGACCAACCGGCUAACAAAGAUGUGAUCUCUGAUGAUCUCUCCACCACACCGGUACCCAACGGCACCGGCCCACAACCGGAGGAGAACGCAGACGUGGAAGAGAACGCUCUUCAGGAUCCCCCAGAGGCUAACGACCCGCAGAGAUCUUCGUCCCCCUCCUCUUCCUCCUCCAGCAGCAGCUCGUUAUCAGGAGGCGACCAGGCAGAGAAGAAAUCCAACCAGAUGAGCAGCAACAACUUGUUCUUCGAUGCAGUCGAGGAGCCGCAGCAACAGAACGGAAACAACAACAAUCCAUCGGUUUGCUCCAGCGGCCCAUUUGUGGAAAUAAACCUGGACGAUCCGGCCUGGUCCGAUCAGCUCCUAACUCCUCCACCGACCUCCUCGGUCCUCCCCUUCUCUUCUUUCUCCUUCUCCUCUUCCUCCUCUUCUUCAUAGCACCCAAACAUUCACACAGAAGCAGAGACUGAAUGUCCUUCCCACCAGAAUCAGCAGAAGGUCUUUACAGAUUUCUCUCUUUUUUCGUCAAAGUGCCUCCCUGCUUACUUGAAACGUCAACAAGCUAAACACGAAGCUAACCCAAAGUUAGCCUGAACUAUUUUGAUGAUGAAAUGCUAUUUUUUUUCUCAAGUGAUUUUAUUCGUUUUUUUAUAGACUAUUAAAAAAAAUCCAGAAAAACUG
Messenger RNA from Poecilia reticulata (guppy), 2518 nucleotides. RefSeq lists its product as uncharacterized. NCBI's taxonomy places the organism in Eukaryota, Metazoa, Chordata, Actinopteri, Cyprinodontiformes, Poeciliidae. The record is from RefSeq and is a predicted model, not a curated record.